Molecule: messenger RNA, 1986 nt
Organism: Prunus armeniaca (apricot)
Lineage: Eukaryota; Viridiplantae; Streptophyta; Magnoliopsida; Rosales; Rosaceae
Source: the annotation of a GenBank genome assembly
AUGUCAUCUCAAAGGGUGCAAUUGGAUAUUCAGGACCAUCAUGUAGUUAUGGAUAAUGGCAUACUCCAAGUUACCUUGUCAAAACCAGAUGGAAUUGUUACCAGAAUACAAUAUAAUGGCAUCGACAAUUUGCUUGAAGUUCUUAAUGAAGAAGUUAACAGAGGGUAUUGGGACCUUGUAUGGAGUGAAGCUGGAAGUGUGGGCACAACAGGAACGUUUGAUGUGAUUAAGGGUACAAAAUUCAAGGUUAUUGUGGAAAGCGAUGAACAAGUAGAGGUCUCGUUCACGAGAAAGUGGAAUCCCUCCCAAAAGGGCAAGCUUGUCCCUCUAAACAUAGACAAAAGGUUUAUUAUGCUUUGUAAUUCGUCAGGCUUCUACUCCUACGCCAUCUAUGAUCACUUAAAAGAAUGGCCUCCUUUCAACCUUCCCCAGACCAGAAUUGUGUUCAAGCUCAGAAAAGAAAAGUUUCAAUACAUGGCCAUAGCAGAUAACAGGCAAAGAUACAUGCCCCUUCCCGAUGACCGAUUGCCGGAGAGAAGUAAAGUCUUAGACGUACCUGAGGCAGUCCUUCUUGUCAAUCCGAUAGAGCCAGAAUUCAAGGGAGAGGUGGAUGACAAAUACGAAUACUCAAGCGAGAAUCAAAACCUGCGGGUCCACGGUUGGAUUUGUAUGGACCCGCCCGUGGGGUUCUGGCAAAUAACUCCCAGUGAUGAGUUCCGAUCUGGUGGACCCCUCAAACAGAAUCUCACCUCCCAUGUUGGGCCCACUUGUCUUGCUAUGUUUCUUAGUGCUCACUAUUCGGGAGAGGACCUGGUGCUGAAGCUGAAACCAGAUGAGCCAUGGAAGAAAGUCUUUGGCCCUGUUUUUAUCUAUCUUAAUUCUGUUACGUCCAAUGCAAAUGAUGAUCCAUCACCACCACUCUGGGAGGAUGCAAAAAACCAGAUGAUGACAGAAGUGCAAAAAUGGCCUUACGAUUUCCCUGCUUCCAGUGAGUUUCCACCGUCGGAUCAACGGGGUCAUGUUAGUGGUAGAAUACAGGUUCGAGAUAGGUACGUUAGUGAAGAUUGCAUUCCGGGAAAGGGUGCUUAUGUAGGCUUGGCACCACCAGGAGAUGCUGGAUCCUUUCAAAGAGAUUGCAAGGGCUACCAGUUCUGGACUAGGGCAGAUGAGCAUGGCUAUUACUCUAUAAAGAAUAUACGUGAGGGCCAAUAUAAUCUUUAUGCAUGGGUUCCUGGUUUCAUUGGAGAUUAUCGAUAUGAUGCAGCCAUUAACAUAACCGCAGGUUGUGAUAUUGACGUGGGUGAGCUUGUAUAUGAGCCUCCAAGAGAUGGACCAACAUUGUGGGAAAUUGGCAUCCCUGAUCGUUCUGCAGCUGAAUUCUAUGUUCCUGAUCCUAAUCCAAACUAUAUCAAUAAACUUUAUGUCAACCAUCCUGACAGGUUUAGGCAGUAUGGGUUAUGGGAAAGAUAUGCAGAUUUAUAUCCUGAUCAAGACUUAAUUUACACUAUUGGCACCAGUGACUAUGCUAAAGAUUGGUUCUUCGCUCAGGUUACCAGGAAGAAAGAUGAUGACACAUAUGAAGGCACUACAUGGCAGAUCAAGUUUCAACUAGACAAUGUCAAUCAGAGUGGAACCUUCAAACUUCAAAUCUCCCUCGCUACAGCGAAUAUCGCAGAAUUACAGAUUCGGAUAAAUGACCCGCAAGCAGACCCUCCUCUGUUUACAACAGGAGUGAUUGGAAAGGACAACACAAUUCUAAGGCAUGGAAUUCAUGGCCUCUACUGGCUGUAUAGCAUAGACAUACCAGCCACAUUGCUUGUGGAAGGAAACAAUACACUGUUUCUAACACAACCAAUCAGCAACAGCCCUUUGGCCGCUUUCCAUGGACUCAUGUAUGACUAUAUUCGUUUAGAAGGUCCACCCUCUUCUACUUCAACUAGAGGUGUCAAACCAGCCAAUAUGGCACCAAACACACCAUUGGAUUAG